Molecule: messenger RNA, 3563 nt
Organism: Clarias gariepinus (North African catfish)
Lineage: Eukaryota; Metazoa; Chordata; Actinopteri; Siluriformes; Clariidae
Gene: fbxo34
Product: F-box protein 34
Exons: 4
Coding region: 434-2623 (729 amino acids)
Molecular function (GO): protein binding
Source: RefSeq, a predicted model, not a curated record
GCAACUAUAUGAGGCUCAAGCUGCUCCUCGGUUUCGAUGCUGGUCUGAUGUUGGGACGCGGAGGGGCAGAAACUCGCAGUAUAUUGAUGGCUUAAAAGAGGGAACGAUCUCCCGAAUCCGCCUGGAUGGUGAAGACAAAGAAGCGCGGUGUGGAAUAUUUCCAGCAAGUCAAUCAUAACGUCUUAUUUCCGACUUUUUUUUGCCCAGCUGUCGAGUGAAACCAGAUAGCUGACCAAGUUGUGGUUCGUCAGAUAGCUAAGCUAAGCUAGGCUAAACUAUCCAGUGUGUUAGCCUGCUAGGUCUGCUAGCCACCUAGCGGACUGUUUACAGGACCUUCUUGGACAGCCAUGUAGUCGGGGUGGAGGUUCAUAAGUGUGGCUGAAGGGCUGAGACUGGGAGAAAAACGCUACUCUGCACUGGAGGGAGGAGCCUAAUGCCUCAGAAAUGUGAAACGAUCAGUUACCGUAGUCCCACCCCUUACAGGGAACCAAGAAAACAAACCUUCCAUCCACAGAAAGUGUGGAGGUUUUCAGCCAUGCACCUUAAGCCAUAUCCUAAGCCACAAGAUAAAGAACUUCAUCAGGAUGGGGGCCAGGAUUGCACAGGAAAUCUUGUGGGUCAACGAGGAGUACUCAGAACUGAGUGGGGUGUUCGCCAAGCAUGUAGUCUUAUGGGCUUGCCUGGCAACGGCACAGUCAACCGGUUCCCCCUCAGUGUCCUCUCCACCAAUACUUUCCGUUGUACCAAUAACAAUAGCAGUAUCCCACUUACAAGAGCAAGCGGGGGGUUUUCUCACUCCUGGGGCCACAAAAGCAAGACAUCCGCCUCUGUCACUACAGUCACUAGUUCAUUAGUGCUACUCUCCUCUCCAACUGGCAUGGAGAACGAAGGCUCGCUAGGAAUAUACCAAGGAGGGGAUGGAGAGGGCUCAUUAGACAUAUGGGCAGUAAUUAAGCCUGGAAACACCAAAGAAAAGAUUGCAAUUUUUACUGCUCAGAAAUAUAGUCAUACUGCAGCAGGUAGCAACGACGAAGCUUCUGAGAAAGAAGGAAUUACAACAGAUUUGCGGACAGUGUCGAUGAAAAACAAAGGUUGCUGGGAUGGUGACUGGUCUAUGGCAAAGCGAAGAAAGCGGUCCGGAAAUCUAGACAAGUCCAGAUGCAUUACUACGCCUGCACAAAAGGCUGAAUUCUGUACAGCGCUCUCAAACUCCAACAAAAACUUCAAUGCUUCCUCUGGUGUAGCUGGCGAGAUUGUGAAGACGGAUGCAGAAGAGGGUGGAAAAACAAUUUCCGUGGUUGAAAUGGUGGCAUACUUGGAACAGAGGGCUAAUGAUCAACAAGUAGAUCCGAAACGUCCAUCACUGCGAAGCUCCAGCACAAUUACCCUGUCGAAAGGUCCAUCACUGCCUCCUCCAGCUGAACAGAUCUCCAAAGGUCUGCAGCUGCCAGAGGUCCAUGAGGAAGAGGAAUCCGUGCGAGUGCUGGACAUGGUUGCCAAGUUGGAAUCUCAGUGCCUCAGCAGGCAAAAUGUGAGAGAGGGAGGAGACCUCUCGCGCAACAACAGUCUGCGGAGAAGGGUGGGACGUGUUUUGCUAGCAGGAUCUGAACCAUACUCUGCAGUCUUGCCUAGCCAGGCAGAAUUUCCCACCCUUCCUCAGGACAAGAGACCUGACCAUCAGUCAGAGCAAAUUGCUAGUCAUGCUGAUAAACCUAGAGACCCACCAGAAGCCUGUGUGCCUGUGCACUUAGAGCAUUUUGCACUGAGAGGUAGGAAUGUGGCUAAACAGGAGACAUGUGUUAAAGUAGACACAAUAAACAGCCUGUACACUUUGGCCAAUCAGGCCAGCUCAGAGACCCACAUGUGCAGCGAGGAGCCUCUUCCAGGCAUGCUAUUCUUUUCUCAGUCUCCACCACAGGCUCGUCAGGAGCAGAGAUGUCACUCUAAGAAUAACUCCAUAUCACAAAAUACACAAGACUCUUGUAAUGACAAUAAAAAUGAACAGCCGCCACACAGGCAGGCACUGGAACCUAUUUCAGUUGUUGUGUCUUCCAGGGAGGAGAACCUGGAUAAACUGGAGGACAAUCAUGAUCUGGAGGAAAUGGAAGGAGAGUUUGUUGAAAAUAAUCGUGGUCCUGUGCCUUUGCGUCGCCUAGUGUCUCAUGAAUUCUUGGAGACCCGCUAUAAGAUUCAGCUCCUCCUGGAGCCCCAGCAGUAUAUGGCGUUUCUUCCCCACCACAUCAUUGUAAAGAUCUUUAGUAUGCUGCCUACUGAAAGCCUGGCUGCCCUCAAGUGCACCUGUCAUUAUUUCAAGUUUAUCAUUGAGAGUUACGGUGUGCGCCCAGCUGACUCCCGCUGGGUCAGUGAUCCACGCUAUAAAGACGAUCCCUGCAAGCAGUGUAAAAAACGCUAUGGCCGUGGUGAUGUAUCACUUUGUCGUUGGCACCAUAAGCCGUACUGCCAGGCCUUGCCCUAUGGCCCUGGCUAUUGGAUGUGCUGCAGGGGGGCCCAUAAGGACACACCUGGUUGCAAUGUGGGACUCCAUGACAAUCGAUGGGUCCCUGCCUUUCAUAGUAUCAAUAUGCCAAUUUAUAAAAAGAGCAGAGAGAGUGAAGAUGUGUAGUGUGCUGAAGUGGGAUGGUGUAUGAGCUUUUUUUUUUUUCCUUCUUCUUUCUUGCAAAAGAUGUGUCCACGUGGGUGUAAAUGUUGUGGGUAAAUACUGGGUCUUGUGCCUCUGCUGCCAUAUGAGCAUGCAUUAUAUAUAUAUAUUUUUUUUUUUUAAUCAGUUUGCAUCCACACUGCUGAAACUAACCAGCUGGCUUUAUUUUUGCCUUCGUUUCUCCCCUUGCCCACGAAACCACCAACACGUCUAUAGAACCUUCUCAGGUCCUUAAAUUUGAUCUGCACUUUAACCUGUAAUUGCUGAGUUCGUGCAAAUUAUCCAGGGUACUUUCAGUUGUUUUAACUUUCAACAGGCAUUAAUUUCAGUCUCAUUAAAUUAUUUCCCAGAGAACACUUAAACAUUUCCUAUUCAUUAUCCUUUAAGAUAUUGGGUGCAUAACACCUAACUUUUUGCAUACAUUUCAUUGCAAUUAAUUAAUCCAGUAAUUGAUCAGCAACUAAUCUAUUGUUCUAUUUGUAACUGGUAAAUUUGCUUAAAGAGCUUAAAACAGAUCAAAAUCUGCAUCUAUCCCCAGAUUAUAAUUGUAAUAGCUAUAUGUUUCCUGGGAUCAUGUACUAGUUUCUGGCUGGUCUGAAAGGUGAUCCCAGUUGUUUACACUGUACAUAGCAGAGACUUGUAUCAUAAUAGGGUGAAGAGUUUCUUUAACUUGGAAUGGGUGGAACACCCUUUCAUGUCUGUCUGUAUUCCACAUUGCUUUCUUUAGAUUUACAGCAUUUCAUCAAACAGUAAAUUGGCAGUGUGCAUGCUUUUAACUAAACUAUUGGCACCUCCCUGGUAUGAUGCAGUGUUUCUCACAGGGAAACCUUUGAUUGUAGGGAGGCUGGUCAACUGCAUUAACUUCCCACUGCCACCUAGAUGGCAUCAGAUAUAUAUAUAUAUA